GUCGAUUCAUUAAUUUACUUUUUUCCCAUCGGACAUAUUUCUAAUCAAUUCGAAUCAGUCGCUUGCGUCGUAAAAACACCAACAACGUAUUGAUUCCAUGGAUUAGUCGAUCAUUUCUGGAAAUUUGAUAGAACGAUAGAAGAUCAACUUAAUUAAAGUACACGUCGAGCGGAAUACGUUGGUAACAUUUUGCGACAUGUUAUUUUGGACCUUGGCACCUUGGAUUAGGACAGAUGAAGAUAGAAAUAUGAAUACUCUGCCGCUCUACCGCUAACCCUUUUUAUAUUUUCACUGUUCAAUCAACUGUAGCUGUUCAAUCAUCAUUGAAAAUGGAUCCGGAAUCGUUUUUAGAAAUAGCAAAUCAGGUAACGAAACUGAAAAUGUUUCCUUACUUCUUUAUAGCUGAUACCGUCCUAGCUGCUUUGGCUGUUCGUGAAGAUUUGGGCCCAGGAGGGCAAGCUUUCUCUAGAAAACAUCCCCUGUCUUGUUGGUUAUCCACGAUGUUGGUGGUCUUUGCUGGAGGAAUGGUCGCCAACGGAUUACUAGGCGAGCCGAUAUUAGCCCCUCUGAAGGAUAAUCAACAAAUUCUGUUGGCCACACUUACAUGGUAUAUUGUAUUUUAUACUCCGUUUGACAUUGGAUACAAAAUGAGCAAGUUUUUACCUGCAAAAUUGGUAUUCUCUGCCAUGAAAGAGGCUUACAGAUGCAAAAAAGUAUACGAUGGUGUGUCUCAUGCUGCAAAAUUGUACCCGAGCUCUUACUUCAUCAUGAUAGCUAUUGGUACUCUGAAAGGUAAUGGGGCUGGGUUUACGAAACUCGCCGAAAGACUCAUUAGAGGAGUAUGGACUCCAACUGCGAUGGAAUUCAUGCAACCAAGCUUUCCGACGAAAGCUAGCAUUGUGGCCUCCAUUAUAUUUGUAUUCGAUUUGAAAACUGAUUUGAUCUCGGCUCCUCAUGCUCUUGUCUACUUUGGCAUCGUUAUCUUCUUCAUUUACUUCAAACUCUCUUCGUUAUUAUUGGGUAUCCACGAUCCUUUCAUACCGUUCGAAAACUUAUUCUGCGCUUUCAUAUUCGGAGGAAUAUGGGACUCAUUAUCGAAAGUUUUCGGUAGCAGUUCCGUCAAAGAAGGGGAAAAAGCUGACAAUAAGAAAAAAGAUUAGAGACUUUUAUACCAAAAAUUUUCUGACAUUUUUAUUACCUACCGACUUCAUCAAAUUAAUUUUUAUGAAAAAAAUUGAGCUUUUCGUUAUUUAUUUAGAUAAGGUUUGUUUUCUAUUUUAAAUUUCAGUGUAACUGUGUAACAUAGUGAUACGAUUUUUUUUUCGCGAUGGUUUCAGUAUUGUCUAAUUUUCAAAAAUAUUAUGCUACCAACCUACCUACCUACCAAAUGGAAUAAUUUUGUAUAAUGUGUUCAUUUAUAAUCUAGUUCCACUGUUUCAGAGCUUCUACUUCGUAAUAAUUUUUUUCUCUUUUUAAAAGUAUUAUUCAUUCUAUGUGUAUAAGUAUUGUGAUUGUACAGCAAUUUUCACCAUUUGAACAGUAUUUUCUCGUUCCUAGCUUUGAAAUUAGUGAGAUAAGUACUGUAUUCAUUUAAUAAUAAUUACUAAUGAUCACGCGCAAUACCAAUUGACAAUAUUUCAUGCCUUAUAUAGAUCUACUAAUGUUUUUGAAUUUCAUUUUUUUAAUUCAUGUAGUUAUGUAAAUUGAACUAACCUACCAUGUGAUUAAUCGUGUGACCAUUUUUUUUUUUUUUGCUAAGGUGCUGUAGAUGUUCGUUGACUAUUUUUAAUAAAACCUUACCGUGAAAA
Molecule: messenger RNA, 1808 nt
Organism: Planococcus citri (citrus mealybug)
Lineage: Eukaryota; Metazoa; Arthropoda; Insecta; Hemiptera; Pseudococcidae
Product: trimeric intracellular cation channel type 1B.1
Exons: 8
Coding region: 330-1160 (276 amino acids)
Biological process (GO): potassium ion transmembrane transport
Cellular component (GO): membrane
Molecular function (GO): identical protein binding; potassium channel activity
Source: RefSeq, a predicted model, not a curated record